AUGGACGACUGGCAAGACGCAGCUUUUACAUCAAGACAUGUCCACAACAGAGCAAACAAGUCCAACAAAGGAGGCGGGCGAGGACGACGCGGUGGAGCCUUCGAGGUCAAGAGAGCAUUUGGUAGAUACGACAUCAAGUGUCCGAGUGCGACCAAACUGAGAGGACAGAAAUCAGAGGGAGGAAAGGGAAAAUCUGCUGGUCCGUCAAUGGAUAUCUUUCGGCUGUCGGAAGAUGGCAGGGGGUUAUUGGGACAGCUGGACCUGCCCCAGGUCCUCGAUGCCAGGAUCAUUCUUACCGGAAGCAGAAAGGUUCUCGAAGACCUAAUAUCGCAGUUUGAAGGGAGCGACGAAGAGGCUGAUAUCUCCGACGACCCUAAUGAGAAAGAUGGCUCGGUCCCGAGACACCACGUUAGUGAGGAUGAGACGAAGGCAGACAACAAUCUAGGAACAGCAGGGGGCUAUAUUGACAAGGAAGGGGAGGAAGUCAACGAAGAAUCGGAAGACGAAGAAGAGAGCGAAGCUGAGGAGCAGAAGCGGUUCAAGAAUUUCGAGAAGAACAGCUUUCGCUCUCCCAAAUUCUGGUUUCAAUGGAACGGAGACGUUACGCCUACCGCGACACCCUCGCUAGAUAACCCUACGCUACCAACACCUACCGGGGAGACUGGAAGAGGCUAUAUCGUGUUCUCUGGAAAUGACUGCCGCUCUUUCAAAGGGACAAUCAGCUGCGAUUCUCUAGGCUGGAAGGAUGUCUCAAUCUCUGGGUGGAAGGAGGUGUCCAUGAGCGAGAGGGACGUAAGCUUUGUCUGGAAGUAA
Messenger RNA from Colletotrichum lupini, 813 nucleotides. Its product is annotated as catalase. The transcript has a single exon. NCBI's taxonomy places the organism in Eukaryota, Fungi, Ascomycota, Sordariomycetes, Glomerellales, Glomerellaceae. Bases 1 to 813 code for a protein of 270 amino acids. The record is from RefSeq and is a predicted model, not a curated record.